Pyricularia pennisetigena is the source of this 588-nucleotide messenger RNA. RefSeq lists its product as uncharacterized. NCBI's taxonomy places the organism in Eukaryota, Fungi, Ascomycota, Sordariomycetes, Magnaporthales, Pyriculariaceae. Bases 1 to 588 code for a protein of 195 amino acids. The transcript has a single exon. The record is from RefSeq and is a predicted model, not a curated record.
AUGGUCCUUUUACUGUCCUACAGACCCUCCUCCCAAGCCGCCCGCGCCGAGCUGCGCCUUGCCAGACUUGUACUGAGGAUUCAUGCCAGCAAGACCGAUCUGCGUCUCGCAACCGAGGACCAGAAGAAGCAAUACACACGCCUGAUUAACACAAAGAUUUGCAAGUACAGCAGCGAGGACACGAUCUACAGAUUGAUCUUGACGGCGACGCUUCUCUCGUGGGAGUUGCGAGAUCAAGUCAGGGCCGAGAUUCAAGACGCCAACGGACAGAAACUGUGGUUCUCAGAAUUCCACAAGGAGUCCUACGGACACUUGGAGGUCAAAUUCAACCACUUCGAGCCAACUACCGGUACGUAUGCGACAGCUGAGACGGAGAUCGCUCGAGCCCAAAUCCCGACCGGAGCCAACACGAAACUGCGCGAGAAGCUUGCACAGAUGUUCCCCAGGGCCGUCCCCAAAGGCAAUAGCCGUAAGCCCAAGGACGUUUCGCUCUGGAUUCAAAGACUCCAGGCGGCAGAAAAGAUAUUGGAGGACCAAGCCGCUGCACGUGCCACUGCUGCCAAGGUGCCAGAGGAGGACAAGCUCUAG